This is a messenger RNA of Punica granatum (pomegranate), 2135 nucleotides long. The record is from RefSeq and is a predicted model, not a curated record. Lineage: Eukaryota; Viridiplantae; Streptophyta; Magnoliopsida; Myrtales; Lythraceae.
AGGUUUGGGCCAACGCGCUGCUCGCAAAGGUUCCAUCUCCGCGCCCAGCGGUUUGCGCAGAUCAUCAGCUGCAGCUUCUUUCUUUCUUCCUUUCUUUCUUUCUUCCUUCUACGUUCCGAUCCAUUAUUUCUAUUCAUCCAAUCCAAUUCAUACAUAAACAUAUGGAGAAUUUGAUAACAUUGGUGAACAAGCUGCAGAGAGCUUGUACUGCCCUCGGCGACCAUGGAGAAGAGAGCGCUCUCCCCACCCUCUGGGAUUCCUUGCCCGCCAUCGCUGUCGUUGGUGGACAGAGCUCUGGGAAGUCUUCAGUUCUGGAAAGUAUUGUUGGAAAGGAUUUCUUGCCUCGUGGGUCAGGGAUCGUGACUCGGCGCCCUCUCGUAUUGCAGCUCCACAGAAUCGAUGAAGGAAGAGAAUAUGCUGAGUUCAUGCACCUUCCCAGGAAGAGGUUCACUGAUUUUGCUGCUGUCAGACAAGAAAUCUCUGAUGAGACUGAUCGAGAGACCGGCCGAUCCAAACAAAUUUCAAGUGUUCCGAUUCAUCUCAGCAUUUUCUCCCCUAAUGUGGUGAACCUGACCUUGGUCGACCUUCCUGGGCUCACAAAAGUAGCAGUUGAGGGUCAACAGGAGAGCAUUGUCCAAGAUAUCGAGAAUAUGGUUCGAGCCUAUAUUGAAAAGCCCAACUGCAUUAUUCUGGCUAUAUCUCCUGCCAAUCAAGAUCUUGCUACCUCCGAUGCAAUUAAGAUCUCCCGAGAAGUAGAUCCUAAAGGUGAGAGGACAUUUGGAGUUUUGACAAAGAUUGAUCUUAUGGACAAGGGCACUGAUGCAGUUGAUAUCCUGGAGGGAAGAGCAUAUAAGCUCCAAUAUCCUUGGAUUGGCGUUGUCAAUCGAUCUCAAGCUGAUAUUAACAAAAGCGUUGACAUGAUUGCUGCUCGGAAAAGAGAGAGAGAAUAUUUUUCUAGUAGCCCGGAGUAUCGACAUCUCGCUAGCAGGAUGGGAUCUGAGUAUCUAGGGAAGGUUCUUUCUAAGCAUUUGGAAACUGUCAUCAAGUCAAGGAUUCCAGGCCUUCAAUCUCUUAUCAACAAGACCAUCAUUGAAUUAGAGACGGAAUUGAGCCGUCUCGGGAAGCCUGUUGCCACUGAUACCGGAGGAAAGCUCUACAUGAUAAUGGAAAUCAGCCGUGGUUUUGACCAAAUAUUCAGAGAACAUCUUGAUGGGACCCGCUCGGGAGGUGAUAAAAUAUAUGGCGUCUUUGAUAACCAACUUCCCGCUGCACUAAAGAGACUGCAAUUCGACAAGAAUCUUUCAAUGGAUAAUGUGCGGAAGCUUAUAACUGAAGCUGAUGGUUAUCAACCACAUCUUAUAGCUCCAGAGCAAGGAUACAGACGCCUUAUUGAAUCUUCAUUAGGUACUAUCAAAGGUCCUGCCGAGGCUGCUGUCGAUGCGGUUCAUGCAAUAUUAAAGGAAUUGGUCCAUAAGUCUAUCAGCGAGACAGUGGAACUAAAGCAGUAUCCCACCCUGAGAGCAGAAGUUGCCAAUGCAGCUUGUGAAUCAUUGGACAGGAUGAAAGAAGAGAGCAAGAGAGCAACGCUACAGCUAGUGGACAUGGAGUGCGGUUACCUAACUGUUGAGUUCUUCAGGAAGCUUCCCCAAGACAUUGAGAAGGGUGGAAAUCCUUCCCAUUCCAUUUUCGAUAGAUACAAUGAUGCUUACCUCCGGCGUGUUGGGACUACCGUGCUCGCCUAUAUCAACAUGGUUUGUGCAAGCCUGCGCAAUGCCAUACCCAAGUCCAUUGUUUAUUGUCAAGUCCGUGAAGCCAAACGCAGCUUAUUGGACUAUUUCUUUGCAGAGCUGGGUAAGAAAGAGACAAAACAAUUGUCCUCGUUGCUUGAUGAAGAUCCCACAAUUAUGCAGCGCCGAACGUCCCUUGCAAAGAGGUUGGAGCUGUACAGAAGUGCACAAGCAGAAAUCGAGGCGGUUGCUUGGGCAAAGUAAAAGGUGGGAUGGAUGGGAUAAAAUUAUGCAGGCAUAGGGACAGUGAUAGUCGAGCAAAGCAUUAAUGCUUGUGUUUGGUUUUCGACUUGAAUCAUGAUCUAACUCAAUUUGAUUUUAUAUAAUGAUCGCAAGUGUUAAUAAAUA